UGGUCUUUAAUUACUUCCGUUUGACGCCAGACGCUUUCUUUUUCUUUUCUUUUUUUCAUUUAUUCAACAUCCUUUUUCCACUCGCAAGAGCGCAUAAGCACUGCAUCGGCUUCGGAAACCAUAUAACAUUCUCGAAAGGACGCUAGAGCAGCGAGGUAUAAAAUACCACACACAACGAACGUGCAGGAUUCAAACACGCUUCGUCCUUCGUCCUAUCGGAAUAGCUACUGCAAUACAUCUAUACAUUGAGACAGCAGCACGCCUAGUUCGGUUGAAGAUAAACAUUAAAAAGCAUAUAACAAAACUCUAAUUAAUCUACUACCGUGAUCUCGAACAUUAUGGACACCGUGAAAUUGUUUAGCAUUCUGCUGAUUUUUGCCUCUAUGAUGUUGAUCUGCGAUGCACAGUUGACCUUCACGCCGGCCUGGGGCAAGCGUUCGCAAAGCGCAAUGGGAAUUAAUCCACUCGGCAGCAGCUUCGGACAGGACGCUUGCAAAACGCCGGUUGAUUCACUGCUCGUCAUCUAUCGAAUGAUUCAGGCCGAAGCUCAAAAGAUUGUUGAUUGCAGCCAAAAGUAGACCGUUCAACCAUGUAGUCACAUAACGAUUGUUGGAGAUAGUCCAUCUUACCCCGUCGGGAUAUCUCUCCCCUUACAAUUGCAGUUCAAUUAGCCAACGAAUGCAAUUUACCACUUGUUGACAGAGUACAGAUUUUCCUUACUUUUUGUUCUGUUCGUUUGUUAAUACAACAAACAUCUCCUGUUCAAAGGACUUUUCACCAUCAAUUAAGAAUUGGGAGAUUAUGAUUGUAAAUAGUUCGUGCUGCUCUGUUACUACAACGGAAUGAUUAAAUGUAACAAACUUAAACAAAAGGAACAAAAAAAUAAACAAAAUGGCAUAAGUUAUCAUGAUUGUAUGAAGAUAUAAAUAUUGGGGUAUAAGAAUAUAGAAAAUCGAACUAGGGUCCUUUGCUUAUGCUGUGGUCAGAGAACCAUGAAUCAACGUAACAAAAAGGAAACGUAGCGGAGAUAAACUUUAUGUAGCGACUGUUUUGUAAAACAAUCUACUAUCAUCAAGUGUC
Molecule: messenger RNA, 1080 nt
Organism: Anopheles funestus (African malaria mosquito)
Lineage: Eukaryota; Metazoa; Arthropoda; Insecta; Diptera; Culicidae
Product: hypertrehalosaemic prohormone
Exons: 3
Coding region: 339-578 (79 amino acids)
Cellular component (GO): extracellular region
Molecular function (GO): hormone activity
Source: RefSeq, a predicted model, not a curated record